GCUGUGAGGCAUUUGGUCUGCUUGUUAGUGUUUAGGGAGUACUGUUAGUUCGAGGAGAGAUUUCUGUCUCUUCUCCUCCCUCCCAGAACAAACUCUAUGUCCAUAUGCCCUGGCUGGGAACUUUCCUCAUUAUAUUAUCACAAACACAGCAGCACUAAACCCAGACAAACACACAGCCUUGUUUUUUAAGGUUCUACCUCUCAGCCUUCCCUCUCCAGAAAACCUUUGCACAGAGGUGACAGCCUGAUAAGAACUGGAAGCAAUACAUAUAUGACAGUCACACCAACUCAGCCGUAACUGGAAACUCUGCAAAAAAAAAAAAAAAAAAAAAGAUGCACCCUUCACAAGGCACAUUGGAAUAAGCACAAUGAACAGUUAAAAGAGUGGGACUGCACAGACAGCAGACAGUCUGCCCUGGUACGAGAGUCACAACAUGGAGCCACUCUUUGACUAUGUGGGGCACUUUGGAAGAUUCCAGGCAUACAUUUAUUUCACUUCUAUUUUUCAAGCAGUCUCAUGUGGGAUCCACUACUUGGCUUCAGUAUUCAUGGCUGUUACCCCAAAAUUUAUAUGCAACCUUCCAGGAAAUAUAAGUACUAUAUUGCUACCAAAUUCCUCUGCUUCAGGGAUUGGGAACUUGUGGGGAGCUUGGAUUCCAUCAAAAGAUCCCAUUGUUUUCCAGCUGGGAAAUGGAGAUAUUUGGGAAGUUAAUCAAUGCAGUCGAUUUAAACGGGAAGGAACAUUGGACCUUGUGUAUGCAUAUGAAGGAAAUAAAACCAUGUUCUCGUGUUCUGAUGGAUACCUCUAUGAUCCCACAAACCUGGAUAGUAGCAUAGUUACCGAUUGGGAUCUGGUGUGUGACCAAGAAUGGCUUGCUAAGCUAGUUCAGCCCACCUUUAUGUUCGGAGUACUGAUUGGCGCAGUGAUUUUUGGUGAUAUUGCAGACAGAGUGGGACGGCGCCCAAUAAUGUGGUUCACAAGCACAUGUCAGUUUGUGUUCGGUGUCGCAGUGGCAUUUACCUUCAACUACUACAGCUUUGUGAUCAUGCGUUUUUUCCUGGCUAUGGUGUCCAGUGGUUACUUAGUUGUGGUGUUUGUUUAUGUGACUGAAUAUGUUGGAAUUAAAGCUCGCACAUGGGCAUCCAUGCACGUCCAUGCAGCCUUUGCUGUAGGAGUUAUGGUGGUGGCCCUAGUUGGAUUUUUGGUGCGUACCUGGUGGAUUUACCAGAUAAUUCUUUCCUUAACAACUCUGCCAUUUAUAUUCUGCUGCUGGACUCUUCCUGAAACCCCAUUCUGGCUCCAUUCCCAAGGGAAGUACAAAGAGGUGGAAAAAAUUAUUACCAAAAUGGAACGCUGGAAUCAAGUCAAGAAGGCUCCCUGCAAGCUCUCUGACUUGUGUACAGUACUGAAUGAUACUAAUGAUGAAGGGAAGGAGGUUUCUUCUGUGAAAAAACACAAUGUCUUUGACCUGUUUCAUAACUGGAGCUUUGCAAGGAGGACUAUUUCUGUGUGGCUGAUAUGGUUUACUGGGAGCUUUGGAUACUAUGUCUUCGCUUUAAAUUCUGUCAACUUAGGAGGGAACGAAUAUUUAAACCUUUUUCUCUCAGGUGCUGUCGAAAUUCCUUCUUACAUUGUUGCUUGCAUUGGUAUGGACAAACUGGGAAGAAGAAACACGCUGGCUCCCUUCCUUAUACUGAGUGCUGUCAUCUGUGGUGUCAUUAUGCUCAUUCCUCAGGACUAUAGCACUAUAAUCGUCGUCAUCAGCAUGGCAGGGAAGUUUUCGAUAGGCGUUGCUUUCGGAUUAAUUUACUUAUACACCGCUGAGUUAUAUCCGACAAUAGUACGGUCCCUUGCUGUAGGCAGCGGAAGUAUGAUGUGUCGUAUAGGUAGCGUGGUCGCCCCAUUUUGUGUGUACCUGACAGAUGUUUGGAUAUUCAUGCCACAGAUGUUAGUUGGGAUCAUGGCCUUCCUUACUGGAAUGUUAACCCUAAUGCUCCCAGAAACACUUGGCAAACCUCUUACUAGCACCAUGGAAGAAGCUGCAGAAAUGGCAGCCAAUGGUGUCAUUAAUAAAAAGAAAUCAUUGCCAGAGCCCAAUGGAGAAGUGAUGGACAAACUAGAGAUGAAGAAAAUAGACAUGCCGGAAGCAUAACAAAGUAUAUAUUAAUCAUGACUGGAAGACCUGACUAUGAAUGGUAUAGAAGUGUUAUGUAAAGAGACAGAGAGGAUGAGUCUAACGACAGGUCUUGGAAUCCUUCAGAUCAAUCACCAAAUUAUUUACACUGUGUUGAAAUAUGUGUAGUAAAAUAAAACUAUGCUUUCGUAA
This is a messenger RNA of Pelobates fuscus (common spadefoot toad), 2326 nucleotides long. It is a transcript of the gene SLC22A16, whose product is annotated as solute carrier family 22 member 16. Gene Ontology annotation, biological process: transmembrane transport. Lineage: Eukaryota; Metazoa; Chordata; Amphibia; Anura; Pelobatidae. Bases 434 to 2152 code for a protein of 572 amino acids. Gene Ontology annotation, cellular component: membrane. The transcript is spliced from 8 exons. The record is from RefSeq and is a predicted model, not a curated record.